AUGCAAUUAUGUCAACAAGCAAAUUCAAUGCGUGUUUCAGUUAAUACAACAAAAUAUGAUUAUAGUCAAGUUAAAGUUAAAAUGAAUAUUAUGUUUGUAGAUCGUCGACAACUUGUUCAAGAGAUGCAACCAGUCAACGAUAUUGUCGAAUUAUAUCCAGCUUUAUCAGUGACCAAUUUGCUGAUUCGUGAAAUUAAUCUUCGUUCUGAUCCAUUUAGUACAGAUAUUAUUCAAACAUUAACAUCUAAUUGUACAAAAUUAGCCAGACAUCAGAUCAUCAAAGAAAAGAAAAGAUUAUUGGAGUCGUCUUUCAUAUUAGAGCAUUGGAGUAUAAAACGUUACAAACACUCCAAAAAAAUUGUUAUUAAAUCAAGUGAGUAA
Messenger RNA from Rotaria sordida, 381 nucleotides. Lineage: Eukaryota; Metazoa; Rotifera; Eurotatoria; Philodinida; Philodinidae. The record is from the annotation of a GenBank genome assembly.